This is a messenger RNA of Ylistrum balloti, 822 nucleotides long. RefSeq lists its product as uncharacterized. The transcript has a single exon. Lineage: Eukaryota; Metazoa; Mollusca; Bivalvia; Pectinida; Pectinidae. The record is from RefSeq and is a predicted model, not a curated record. Bases 1 to 822 code for a protein of 273 amino acids.
AUGUACUCAAUACCAAAACCAUGUAUAUGGAAAGUUUGCCUUGAAGUACUGCUUAGCUGUGGCUUCAUUUAUGCUUUUAUAUUCGGAUUCAAGUUUCGGAACAAACAAGAAAUGCCUAGCAGCCCGUUUAAACCACAAAUUACGGAUAAUGAUAUUGAUGACUUACUACGGACUUUGGAGCGUUUCGACAAAUUAAUGACGGAGAAUAAUAUCACGUAUAUACUGGAAGGUGGAACUCUGAUUGGAUCCUUCAGGCACCAUGGCCCUAUACCCUGGGAUGACGACGUUGAUGUCCUGGUCAACGCAUCUGAUAGAGAUCGAUUGGCUGAAAUUUUACCCAAAAUGAAGCCUGAUUUUGACUUUUUUACUCCAGUUAAUUAUGCCUGGAAGUUUUAUGACGCAAGAUCCAAACACCUUCCAUACAAACCAUUUAGAUGGCCAUACGUUGAUAUCUUUUUCUGGAAUAACAAUGAAACACACAUGUAUCACGAGAUCUACGUUAGACGUCCACAGUUUACAGCACCGAUAUACAAGAUCUUACCACCUGUUCGGCGGAAGUUUGCACACCUCUCACUUCCUGUGCCCUGUAACCUGAAUAGUGGAUUACAUGCCGUUGAUUUGGAUAUUUGUGAAUCUCCUACAUAUUCCCACAAGGCGGAGAAGUAUAUCCCUUUAAACCAGUACGCCAGUGUUCCGUGCUCGGAACUCGGACAGAAGUACGGGUUUGUGAAGCAUGUUCAGACAUCAGACGGACGGUGGAAUGAGAGUAUGAUAUUCCGUGAGAUGGUGUUAUAUUCCAUCAUCACCCCGAAGUAUUGCUGA